AUGAAUUCUUACCUUCCCCCUGAUCCUUACAAGCUACUCGGCGUUGCCAGGGAUGCGAAACUAGCAGAGAUCAGAAGUGCGCAUCGCAAGUCAGUCCUCAAAUGCCAUCCCGACAAGGUACAAGACGCGGCUCUGAAGGCGGUUAAGCAAGAUGAGUUCCAGAAGGUGCAACAAGCCUACGAGCUGCUCAGCGACGACGCCAAGCGACAACAAUACGAU
Hyaloscypha bicolor E is the source of this 219-nucleotide messenger RNA. Its product is annotated as heat shock protein DnaJ. The transcript has a single exon. NCBI's taxonomy places the organism in Eukaryota, Fungi, Ascomycota, Leotiomycetes, Helotiales, Hyaloscyphaceae. The annotation marks the transcript as partial. The record is from RefSeq and is a predicted model, not a curated record.